UUCAAAACAACUACUUACACAAAUCCGAACAUGUUGUGGGUAAUACUUUUUAUUAAUUUAUUUAUAACAUCUGGUUAUGCGACUAAAAAUAGUCAACAUCAUGAUGAGCAUCAUCAAGAGCGAAUUUUUGGUUGGCCUAAUAGCUGUCGAACUUACAAUGAUACAAGCGCAUCUUUACAACAAUCAAUUAAUAACGAUAAGUUGAUUUAUAUGGUUUUAACGACAAGACCCUUCACCGGUCAAUGUUUUAAAUGUUCCCCAGCAGGAUCUGGCAGUUCAACUUAUUUUAACUGCAAUAGAGACGUCUUAAUUCCACGUAAUUUUAAUAUUGAAAACCCGAAAAUAGUCAAAUACGUCCCUAAGGAAUACGUAAUUGUUUAUUCGUGCAAAAACGUUGGACUAUUUAUACCUCGAUGGGAAGAGUCCGUCUAUGUGUUAACCGCUUCUUCUAAAUUGACUUCAGAUAGAGAAAGAGAAAUUAGAGAUAUCAUUACUGGUAUGAGACUUCUUUAUAUUGCAAUAAACACUCGUCUUAUUUGCCCUUGAAAUGUAACGAUAAAUUGAAAUAAAAAGUAUAUCUUUCAAAAAUAA
Molecule: messenger RNA, 591 nt
Organism: Onthophagus taurus
Lineage: Eukaryota; Metazoa; Arthropoda; Insecta; Coleoptera; Scarabaeidae
Source: RefSeq, a predicted model, not a curated record